AUGGCGACUCCUCUCAAACAGCCGAUUGUGUUUGAACUUGAAGGCUUCUAUAUACCUCCAGGGUUUGGCCCUUUACUGUUCUUCCUGGCUCUGUUUACCUACAUGUUGGUGUUGCUGGGCAAUGGUGUCAUAGUAUCCGUGAUUGUUAUUGACAAGAACCUGCACAGACCCAUGUUUGUAAUGGUGUGCCACCUGCUAGUCUGUGAUCUUUUGGGGUCCACAGCUGUGCUGCCUGGUCUCAUGAUGCACUUCUUGAUGGGGCAGAAGAGGAUUGCAUACAUCCCAGCCAUUGCCCAGGCCUUUUCUGUGCACACAUAUGGGCUAGCAGUGCAGGCUAUUCUGGGUGUGAUGGCCUACGACAGGUACAUUGCAGUCUGUGAGCCUCUCAGGUAUCACGCUAUCAUGACCUCGGCUUGGCUGCACUCCUGCUGCGCCCUGGCCUGGUUGCUUGCUCUGCUGCCUAUUGCUGUGCUCUUCAGCUUCCACAUGAAUGUCCCAUUGUGUGGCAGAGUCAUUCUGCAUGUUUACUGCAGCAACCGGGGUAUCCUAGGCCUGGCCUGCAUUCCCACCCCUGCCAGUGACAUCUAUGGUCUGGCCAUGACCUGGACUGUGAGUACAGGGAUCUUCCUUAUCAUUGCUUUUUCCUACAUCAGGAUCCUGCAAGUAUCUCUAAAACACAGCAUCGACACCAGCAUCCGCAGCAAGGCCUUUCAAACCUGUGCUUCUCACCUCGUCGUGUACGUGCUCUACCAAAUAGCCUCAGUGAUCAUAAUUGUGAGUUACAGGUUUCCUUCAGUGUCUGAAAACCUAAAGAAAUUCUUUAGCAUUCUGUUCAUCAUCGUUCCACCAGCCAUCAACCCCAUUAUCUACGGACUGGUCAGUAAAGAGUUACGCAGCAGCAUCAUUAAACACUUCACAAUCUAG
Maylandia zebra (zebra mbuna) is the source of this 924-nucleotide messenger RNA. Its product is annotated as olfactory receptor 2K2-like. Gene Ontology annotation, molecular function: G protein-coupled receptor activity; olfactory receptor activity; odorant binding. Gene Ontology annotation, biological process: G protein-coupled receptor signaling pathway; detection of chemical stimulus involved in sensory perception of smell. Lineage: Eukaryota; Metazoa; Chordata; Actinopteri; Cichliformes; Cichlidae. Gene Ontology annotation, cellular component: membrane. The record is from RefSeq and is a predicted model, not a curated record.